UGGGCCGAGAAACGUGAGCCUCACAGGUGGUGAGCGACAGCCGAACAUUUUCUUAAACCCGAAACAAAAUUUCAGAAAUAGAAUCGAAUUUCAGAAGACUGAGCUGAUCUUCCAUGGCUUCUCUGUUAAACCCGUCUCUCACUUCACCCAAUAAGCUAAAUGUUGGAAGCUUUAGAGCUUCAUCCACACAUAUGGUUCAGAUAAGGACUUUUCAGCUUGUUUCCCCAGCAGGCGGAAGGCGUGGAAAUUCUUUAUUGAUGAAAGCCAAGUCAUCUGCAGAAGCCGAUAUACUUGCUGAUGAUUCUGUUAGUGUUGGCGUCGAUGAUAAGAAUGAUUAUGGAGUUGUCAGUAUGCACCAUGUUGGAAUCCUAUGUGAAAAUCUCGAGAGGUCAUUGGACUUUUACCAGAACAUUCUUGGUCUUGAGAUAAAUGAGGCGAGGCCACACGACAAGUUACCCUAUAGAGGUGCUUGGUUGUGGGUUGGUUCCGAGAUGAUACACCUGAUGGAGCUUCCAAAUCCCGAUCCAUUGACUGGUCGACCGGAACAUGGAGGCAGGGAUCGUCAUGCUUGCAUAGCAAUCAGGGACGUUUCUAAGCUCAAAGUUAUUCUCGACAAAGCUGGUAUUCCCUACACCCUCAGUCGCUCCGGGAGGCCAGCGCUUUUUACACGAGAUCCAGAUGCCAAUGCGCUAGAAUUUACCCAGGUUUAACUUCAACGCCAUGGUAGAAUCUUCAUUCUCAUAUUAAUCAACAGUAGGAAGCUGUGUAUACAUCAUUAGGAAUAUUCAGAGUCCACAAGUCUAUUGUAAGCCAAAAGUGCAUCCCUUUAUAUGCAACUUUUACAGAACAAAUCUACUAUACACUUGAUGCUGUGCUAUGCUAUGCUAUAAUACUCAUGAUAUGUAAUUGAAAACAAUGCUUAUACCAAUAUACCAUAUACCAUAGCAAGAUAGA
Messenger RNA from Ipomoea triloba (trilobed morning glory), 954 nucleotides. RefSeq lists its product as uncharacterized. The transcript has 5 exons. The coding region runs from base 114 to 710 and encodes 198 amino acids. NCBI's taxonomy places the organism in Eukaryota, Viridiplantae, Streptophyta, Magnoliopsida, Solanales, Convolvulaceae. The record is from RefSeq and is a predicted model, not a curated record.